CUAACCAGGAAGUAGCACAAGCACAGCCGUGGAAGAUGUUUACAUUCAGCUUAACGCUCGUGCGACAUGGGGAGACUCAGUACAACAGGGAUAAGCUGCUGCAAGGUCAAGGUGUGGACACUACCUUGUCAGAAACAGGUGCUCAGCAGGCCGAGGCCGUGGGGCUUUAUCUCAAAGACAUCACAUUCAACAACGUGUUUGUCAGUAACCUACAACGAGCCGUGCAGACAGCUGAAAUAAUUCUGAGGAACAACACUCACUGUUCUGGCACCGAGAUGCUUCUGGAGCCGUUACUCAGAGAGCGGGGUUUCGGCAUUGCUGAAGGACGUCCAAAAGAGGAUCUGAAGAACAUGGCCAACGCUUCUGGCCAGGCAUGUCGGGACUACACGCCUCCAGGAGGAGAGACUUUAGACCAGGUGAGGCUGCGAUUCAAAAAAUUCCUCAAAGUCCUCUUCAAACAAAUGUGGGACGAGCACGGACAGUCGGGAGCCGUUUCCUCUGCAGGAGCAUCAGGAGCCGGAGACGCUGCAAACGGGACCACCGCCGCCUCAGACGGCGCUCCUGUCCGCUCGGCUGACGACGGCCUCCAGGGAGUGGCGGUCCACGCUCUGAUCGUGAGCCACGGCGCUUACAUCCGCGUCGCCGUCAGGCACCUUGUGGAGGACUUGAAGUGCUCUCUGCCUGCAGGGAUGAAGGCGUCCCACCUGUUCUCGCCGUGUCCAAACACGGGCGUCAGCCGCUUCACCCUGACCCUGAGCCGGGCCGAGGCCGGCCCCGUGCUCGCCGCCGCUCGCUGCUACUUCACCAACAGGAAGGACCACCUGGAGACAGCUGCUGAAUAGCGAGACGGGAAAGAAAUGCCGUAAAAGUUUUAUGUGUGCGUACUAUUUGUGUGCACAAAGGGAACAACAUGAACACUGAAGGGAAAAUAAGUUACCACAGGUAACUGAAUACAGCAAUGCACAAAAGAUGUUUUCUCAACAAUCAUAGCGUUUUACUGUGGAUCAAUAGUUAAAGUACUGUAUUAUCAAUCACUUUCAUCCUCCAAACUGUAGGCCAGUUGUGUCAUACUACGUACAGUUUUAUUAUUGUGAGCUUUAUUGCCUCUUUUAUCACGUUAUACCAAAGUCAGAACUAUUUAACUUAUUAUUGAACACUGUCGAUGUGUGUGGCAUUUUCAAGUUGAUGUGUCUACUUUGUUGCUGCUCAUUUCACUUGUGCAAUACAACAUGAAAGCACUGACUUUUUGUUGAGUUUUAUACAUAUAUGACGGAAAAUAAUGAAAGAUGCAUAUAAAACAGAAUGGUGUGAAACUA
Messenger RNA from Centropristis striata (black sea bass), 1316 nucleotides. RefSeq names its product TP53 induced glycolysis regulatory phosphatase b (gene tigarb). NCBI's taxonomy places the organism in Eukaryota, Metazoa, Chordata, Actinopteri, Perciformes, Serranidae. Bases 36 to 842 code for a protein of 268 amino acids. The transcript has 6 exons. Gene Ontology annotation, molecular function: fructose-2,6-bisphosphate 2-phosphatase activity. The record is from RefSeq and is a predicted model, not a curated record. Gene Ontology annotation, cellular component: cytosol. Gene Ontology annotation, biological process: regulation of pentose-phosphate shunt; negative regulation of programmed cell death; positive regulation of DNA repair.